Molecule: messenger RNA, 549 nt
Organism: Parnassius apollo (apollo)
Lineage: Eukaryota; Metazoa; Arthropoda; Insecta; Lepidoptera; Papilionidae
Source: the annotation of a GenBank genome assembly
AUGUUCAAGAGCAUAGCAGCAGUUUGUUGGACUUUUCAUUAUGCAAAGCGGCUUUUAGAGACAGUGUUUGUCCACCGUUUCUCACAUGGUACUAUGCCACUUCGUAAUUUGUUCAAGAACUGUACAUAUUACUGGUUGUUUGCAUUAUACAUUGCAUACCACAUAAACCAUCCUCUCUACACUGCGCCUUGCAGCACUUGUGUGUACGUUGGUCUUGCAGGUUUCGUUUUAUGUGAGUUGGGCAACUUGAGCAUUCACCUGCUUUUGAAAAAUCUUCGUCCACCUGGCACUAAAGUGAGACGCAUACCUAGGCCUGAUGGGAACCCUUUCUCUCUACUCUUCAAUUAUGUUUCCUGUCCUAACUACACUUACGAAUUUGGUUCAUGGGUCUUCUUCACAAUUUUAACUAAAUGUGCUCCAGUCGGUAUAUUUGCUGUUGUUGGAAUGUACCAGAUGACGGUUUGGGCUCUCAACAAACAUCGUAACUACAAGAAGGAAUUCCCCGAUUACCCGAAAGAGCGUAAAGCCAUAUUGCCUUUCAUUCUUUAA